Messenger RNA from Haliaeetus leucocephalus (bald eagle), 1699 nucleotides. It is a transcript of the gene MARK4, whose product is annotated as MAP/microtubule affinity-regulating kinase 4. The coding region runs from base 188 to 1699 and encodes 503 amino acids. Gene Ontology annotation, molecular function: ATP binding; tau-protein kinase activity; protein serine/threonine kinase activity. The record is from RefSeq and is a predicted model, not a curated record. Gene Ontology annotation, biological process: microtubule cytoskeleton organization; intracellular signal transduction; protein phosphorylation. Gene Ontology annotation, cellular component: cytoplasm. Lineage: Eukaryota; Metazoa; Chordata; Aves; Accipitriformes; Accipitridae. The transcript is spliced from 14 exons.
GGCAACUACCGCCUGCUGCGCACCAUCGGCAAGGGCAACUUCGCCAAGGUCAAGCUGGCCCGGCACAUCCUCACCGGCCGUGAGCUCUUCCGGGAAGUUCGCAUCAUGAAGGGGCUGAACCACCCCAACAUUGUAAAACUCUUUGAGGUCAUUGAGACAGAGAAGACGCUGUACCUGGUGAUGGAGUAUGCCAGCGCUGAUCGUCUCGGCCGUGCACUACUGCCACCAGAAAAACAUCGUCCACCGGGACCUCAAGGCGGAGAACCUGCUGCUGGAUGCUGAUGCCAACAUCAAGAUCGCCGACUUCGGCUUCAGUAACGAGUUCACGCUGGGCUCCAAGCUGGACACCUUCUGUGGGUCCCCCCCCUACGCGGCUCCCGAGCUCUUCCAGGGCAAGAAGUACGACGGCCCCGAGGUCGACAUCUGGAGCCUGGGCGUCAUCCUCUACACCCUGGUCAGCGGCUCCUUGCCCUUCGAUGGCCACAACCUGAAGGAGCUGCGGGAGCGGGUGCUGCGGGGCAAGUACCGGGUGCCCUUUUAUAUGUCGACCGAUUGUGAGAACAUCCUGCGCCGGUUCCUGGUCCUGAACCCGGCCAAGCGCUGCACCCUCGAGCAAAUCAUGAAGGACAAGUGGAUCAACAUUGGCUACGAGGGCGACGAGCUGAAGCCCUAUAAAGAGCCUGAGGAGGACUUUGGGGACGCCAAGCGCAUUGAGGUGAUGGUGGGUAUGGGCUACACCCGAGAGGAGAUUAAGGAGUCCCUGAGCAACCAGAAGUACAACGAGGUUAUGGCCACCUACCUCCUGCUGGGCAGGAAGAACGAGGUGGAGGCAGGUGAGUCGCGUACAGGCAGCAGCCUCUCCCUGGCCCGGGUGCGGGCACCCAGCGAGACAGCCAACGGCACCGGCAAGGCAUCCUCGCAUGGCAAGAGCCAGCGCGGUGCCACCACCUACCACCGGCAGCGGCGGCACAGUGACUUCUGCGGCCCCUCGCCGGUGCCCAUGCACCCCAAGCGCAGCCCCACCAGCACGGGUGACACGGAGCUGAAGGAGGAGCGCAUGCCCACCCGCAAGGCCAGCUGCAGCGUGGUGGGCAGCGGGCGUGGGAUGCCCCCUUCCAGCCCCAUGGUCAGCAGCGCCAACAACCCCAACAAGUCCGAGAUCCCCGACCGGCACAAGGAUGGCGCCAUCAACACGAACAACCUCCCCUCGAGCGUGAUGGCGCGCAGGAACACCUAUGUCUGCACCGAGCGCCCGGGUGCUGACCGCCAUUCACUGCUGCAGAAUGGCAAGGAUAACAGCUCCGUCGCCGGUCGGGUGCCCCCAGCAUCACCUUCCAGCCACAGCAUCGCCGCCGCCUCCUCAGAGCGGGCCCGCCUGGCGCGGGGUACCACCGUCCGCAGCACCUUCCACGGCGGGCAAGUGCGGGAUCGGCGAACGGCUGGGGGUCCCAACGGGCCCCCCGCCUCCCCAACACUGGCACCUGAGGCUUUGCCGCUGCCCCAGAGCCGCUCGCGGGCCACCUCCAACCUCUUCAGCAAGCUGACCUCCAAGCUGACCCGCAGGGUCACUCUUGACCCCUCUAAGCGGCAGAGCUCUAAUAGGUGCGUCUCGGGCACCCCCACGCCUCCAGGAGCCAAAAUCAGGUCGCAGACGAACCUGAGAGAAUCGGGGGACCUGCGCUCACAAGGUGGGUACUGA